Messenger RNA from Ctenopharyngodon idella (grass carp), 625 nucleotides. RefSeq names its product mitochondrial ribosomal protein S17 (gene mrps17). Bases 149 to 565 code for a protein of 138 amino acids. Gene Ontology annotation, cellular component: mitochondrial small ribosomal subunit; ribosome. The record is from RefSeq and is a predicted model, not a curated record. NCBI's taxonomy places the organism in Eukaryota, Metazoa, Chordata, Actinopteri, Cypriniformes, Xenocyprididae. Gene Ontology annotation, molecular function: structural constituent of ribosome. The transcript has 3 exons. Gene Ontology annotation, biological process: mitochondrial translation.
AGUCCACUUUAAAUCUUGCCUAGGUCCCUCCAUAUUACGUCAUCAACAUGAGCCACGAGUCUUGACAUUCAGACGCAUGCAGAAUGUUUUCAUGAGUUUUUGACCUUUACCUUUACAGUGAAUCCGGGGACUGCAAACCUUAUACGGCAUGUCCGCGCGCCAAGCAUCAGUCCAUGCGAAAUGGAUCAUUGGUCAAGUGAUCGGAACCAAGAUGAAGAAGACGGCAAAGGUUCGAGUUACCAGACUUGUGCUUGAUCCAUACCUGCUCAAGUAUUACAACAAGAGGAAGACCUACUUUGCCCAUGAUGCUUUGGAGCAGUGCACUGUUGGGGAUGUUGUUUUGUUGAAGGCCUUGCCGGAGAAAAGAUCCAAACAUGUCAAACAUGAACUCGCAGAUAUUGUGUAUAAAGUUGGGCAAGUGGUGGACCCGCUCACUGGGAAAAGGGUUGCUGGGAAGCAGUAUUUGGAGCCUCUUACGGAAAGCACAGAAGACGCAGAAGUAUCUUUAACGGAAAAACUGGGGCAACUGAACAUUAUUGCCUCAGCACCCCCUUCACCCUCGUAGCGUUGUUUCUGUUUGAUGCAAAUGUCUUCUUGAUUUUCACAUAAAAUAUUAUUAAACUCA